GCUUGACCGCAGUUCCCAUGUGCUGCGUUAAAAAAAAAAAACAUCCUGAAUUUGCACCGUAGGUGCAGAAUCCUGUUCACAAAAGUGUUGUGAUCACCUUGUGAAAAUGUGUGCAAGAAGGACAGCAGAGUACGAGGAGGACCUUUGUGCACCAAAAGACGAGAAGGAGCCACGUCGUCAACUACUGGACGCUGUGUUCAAUCUGCAGCCCCGAACUGUGCUACGCAGAGCAGAACUCAGUGAAGGUCUUCGUCCUGAGCAGCAGGCGCCAGAGCCUUCUCACAUUAAAGAGGAAGUGGAGUCGCAGUCCUCUGACAUGAAAAAAGAGGAAGAUGAAGAGCGCCUCCACAUCAAGGAGGAGGAAGAAGAGCCCCCCCACAUCAAACAGGAAAAAGAGGAAGGGCUUUUCACCAAGUUGCCAUGGACUGGUGUCCCUUUGAAGACUGAAGAUGAAGUUCAAAGUAAGGCAAGCAGAGGGGCAGAGCGUGCAGGCAGCAGCUCAAGUCAACACAUGACAACAGAAGGUGAUGGAAACCACUGUGGAGGAUCACAAGCAGACGGCCUCUUAGCUCCACUAUCAGAUAGUGACGACCUAAGGUCACACUCUACUGACGAUGAUGCUGAGCAGUCGGAAGGUGAUAUGACAUGUCACACUGACAACAAACGAUGGAAAUGUCCUCAGUGUGGGAAAACUUUUGCUUCUAAGAGGAAUUUGAAACGACACAUGACAAUACACACUGGCGAGAAGCCUUUUGCCUGCUCCGAUUGCGGUCAAAGAUUCUCUGAGAAGGGAAACUUAAAAACACACACAAGAAAACACACUGGUGAGAAACCUUUUCCGUGCACAGAUUGCGGUCAAAGAUUCAUUUGCAAGGAAAGCUUUAAAAUACACACAAGAACCCAUACUGGUGAGAAACCUUUUGCCUGUUCAGAUUGUGGUCGAAGUUUCUCUCGGAAGGGAGACUUAAAAAAACACACAAAAAUCCAUACUGGUGAGAAACCUUUUGCCUGCUCAGUUUGUGGUCAAAGAUUCUCUGUAAAGAGUAACUUAAAAUGUCACACAAGAACCCAUACUGGUGAGAAACCUUUUGCCUGCUCAGUUUGCGGUCAAAGAUUCUCUGUAAAGAGGAGCUUAAAAUGUCACACAAGAACCCACACUGGUGAGAAACCUUUUGCCUGCUCAAUUUGUGGUCAAAAAUUCUCCCAGAAGGGAAACUUAAAAAUCCACACAAGAACCCACACUGGUGAGAAACCGUUUGCCUGUUUAGUUUGUGGUCAAAGAUUUUCCCAAAAUGGAAUCUUAAAAACACACACACUAACCCACACUGGUGAGAAACGUUUUGCCUGCCCAGAUUGUGGUAAAAGAUUCUCUCGGAAGGGAGACUUAAAAAUACAUACAAGAACCCACACUGGUGAGAAACCUUUUUCCUGUUCAGUUUGUGGUAAACAAUUCUCCAUUAAGGGAAGCUUAAAAUCACACAAAAAAGCACACACUGGAGAGAAACCUUUUGCUUGCUCAAUUUGUGAUCAAAGAUUCUCCAGAGAGGGAAACCUAAAAACACACACAAGAAUCCACACAGGUGAUAAGCCUUUUACCUGCUCAGUUUGUGGUCGAAGAUUCUCUCGUCAGGAUAGGGCCAAGACGCACAAGUGUGCAGGUGACAAUCGUGGUGCUCAAGAAGCUUUAUAUGUAAAUGCUGGGUUAUUUGAUUAGCUUCCAUUCACAGAAUAAUUUCUGAAAAGCAACAAAGGAUGAAGCCUACCAUUAAGGCGUAGGGUGACGCCAGGGCUUAUUAUGCCUCCGGCGGGCUUUCCAAAACAAAAACAUAGUUCAGCAAAAAAAAAUCCUCAAAAGCACCAACACAAAUUUCAACAUCUCACAGAGUGGAAUUAAAUUGGCACUAGAAAACAAAAACAUUUUUUUUUUUUUUUUUUAACUAACAAGAAGCAAGCGUUGCAGAAAUUUGUACCGGAAGUCAAACUCACACAAAAGUUACAAUGUUAAUCCAAGUUAUUUUGUUUAUAUCGGCAUUAUAUAUUUUUUCGGUACUUUAGUUUUCAACAUACUUGUAAAAAGUGUAAGCGAAGCACACAUUUUCAGGUCAUUGUCCUCGCCAAUCCAGAAAGUAACACUUCUAACAGAGACACGUCUUUGUUUUGUAUUGGUUCUUGUCUUGUGCUUUCUUUAGAGUACCAGUUCCCCUUAGAUCAUCCAACUCACUGAUUUCAAAUCGAUUUUGAAUACCGCAGUGAAGUUACUUCUUGCAUCCAUUGUUAUUAUUUUGGGGAUUAUUUUAUUGUACAUUAUUUGUGCUAUUGCGUUAUUAUACAAAGUCAUAGAAUUUUAAAUGGAUGAAAAUGCAUUUGUCAUCAAUGAAUGAUUCUUAUAGCUCUUUUCUGUAACUUAAAAAUUGGGAGCGUAUUGGUUCGUAUGGGUUUCCCCCUAUCUCAACACCGUAAGUCACGCGUGGAAGUAAUAGUGAGCAGUAAAGUGUGCCGUAUGUAACGAUUUCAUAGACAGAACAUCGUUGAUUUGUUUUCUUACAUUGCCGAUACAUGGCUUCCAACAGAGCUUGGGAUCGAUAAUCAUGCCAAGAAAUGUAUUAUUAUAUACUUUUUCUAUCUCAAUGGAAUGUACAGUGGUUUUAACCUGAUGUCUUAUUUGUUUAGUGCCCAAAAUGAUCAAUUUUGUUUUUUUAAAUUGAAUGGUGGUUUAUUUAUAUUAAACCAGACUCAAAUGAAUUGUCGGCCGGGCAUAUUGUGAAGAGCAAUAUUGUUUCGGGGGGCUGGUGAUCAGUUUGGCUUCAACAUUAGCACGUAUUACCAAAUGUUUUGGGGGGGGCUUGCGAACAUUUUAGGUGGCCUUAAACUAAAACAUCUCAACCCUAAAAUAGGCCCGACGACGCCACUGGAUUACAGAUUUAUCUGAAUGGUUGUACUAGUCGCCCUAUGAUACUUUUCACUAAUACAAAUAUCAAUAUCAAAACAAUCUGGAUUUUUUUAUUUUUUACAAUAUCUAGUAGUUAUAAUUUAGACCUUUUAAUAAACAGGAUUUUAUAUAUAUAUAUAUAUAUAUAUAUAUAUCUUGGCACUGGUAUUUCUUUUGCUCGGUCACAACCAAUUUGGACAAAAAGUUAUUAAAUUAGCGAUAUCUCAUUUUUUUCA
Molecule: messenger RNA, 3165 nt
Organism: Phycodurus eques (leafy seadragon)
Lineage: Eukaryota; Metazoa; Chordata; Actinopteri; Syngnathiformes; Syngnathidae
Product: gastrula zinc finger protein XlCGF57.1-like
Exons: 3
Coding region: 107-1714 (535 amino acids)
Biological process (GO): regulation of transcription by RNA polymerase II
Cellular component (GO): nucleus
Molecular function (GO): DNA-binding transcription factor activity, RNA polymerase II-specific; RNA polymerase II cis-regulatory region sequence-specific DNA binding
Source: RefSeq, a predicted model, not a curated record